Molecule: messenger RNA, 504 nt
Organism: Camelina sativa (false flax)
Lineage: Eukaryota; Viridiplantae; Streptophyta; Magnoliopsida; Brassicales; Brassicaceae
Product: THO complex subunit 4C-like
Biological process (GO): mRNA export from nucleus
Cellular component (GO): nucleus
Molecular function (GO): mRNA binding
Source: RefSeq, a predicted model, not a curated record
GAAAUAUAUGCUGAGAUUGGAGAGCUGAAAAGAUAUGCAGUUCACUUUGACAGGAAUGGACGUCCAAAUGGCUCGGCUGAAGUUGUGUAUAUGAGAAGAAGUGAUGCAAUGCUAGCUAUGAAGAAAUACAAGAAUGUACUCUUGGAUGGAUGGCCUAUGAGACUGGAGAUUCUGGGUGGAAAUACUGAGGCUGCUCCUGUUGCAGCUUGGGUUAAUGUAAUCGGAUUGAAUGGAAGGAUGAAGUGGAGUGUCUUCAUUGGUCAAGGAGUUAGAGGUGGGAGAGUAGGAAGAGGAAGAGGCUCAGGUUCUUCUAUGAGACGCCCUGCAACCCAACAAAACCAACAUGGAGGUGGUCGAGACGGGAUUCGUGGUAGAGGUCGAGGUGCCGGUGGUGGCAGAGGGAAUAAAAACGGCCGAGGCAGAAAGAAGCAGGUGGAGAAGUUGGCUGCAGACCUUGACAAAGAUCUCAAAAGCUAUCAUGCUGAAGCUAUGAACAUCUCUUAA